This is a messenger RNA of Corythoichthys intestinalis (scribbled pipefish), 1718 nucleotides long. RefSeq names its product zinc finger protein 501-like. Lineage: Eukaryota; Metazoa; Chordata; Actinopteri; Syngnathiformes; Syngnathidae. Gene Ontology annotation, cellular component: chromosome. Gene Ontology annotation, molecular function: chromatin insulator sequence binding. Gene Ontology annotation, biological process: regulation of transcription by RNA polymerase II. Bases 250 to 1536 code for a protein of 428 amino acids. The transcript has 3 exons. The record is from RefSeq and is a predicted model, not a curated record.
UUUGGGAAACAACAAUAUUUUCGUAAAUGGAGGAACGACCCCGACGACAAUUGGAAGCGCCCACUUCAAACACUCAAAAUGGGUAUAUGUGACGGGUCGAAGGUUCUUAACUAAACUAGACCGAAUAACUUACAUUUACCCAAUAAGGCCGUGCAAAACGUAAUGAUGUCAGUUUUAUGAGUGUGAAGAUACCCAGCUCAUGUAAAUUGAAAAGGAACAGAUUGAAUACCUCAUCUGAUUGAUGUCUUAAUGAAGCAUGAAGACAAAACCCGUUAUCUUCAUUUUCCAAGUGGACACCAGUAUGGAGGACCACCAGCAGACAGACUUCUCGGUUCGCUGUCAGGCAGCGAUAACAUGGGAGAAAACUGCGUCCUUCAGGGGGAACUUCCUCUUCAAGCCCCCCAUUUUAAAGAAGAGGGGACCGCACAGCUGAACUACAUGAAGAGGGAAGAGGAGGAUCCAGAACUCCUCUAUGUUAAAGUGGAAGAGGAGGAGUUUGAUGUCAGUGAGCUGCCACUGACUUGCGUCUGUAUGAAGAGUGACAUUGAUGAAUACGAACCACCUGAGUUUUCAGAGCUUCAUUGUCCAAGUCCUAGUGGAGACCACUGUGGAGGACCACCAUCAAACCACCUGUUAGCUCCACUGUCAGACAGUGAUGAUAUGGAAGAACCUUUGAGGAACAACAAAGACUGUGAACGUGUUAAGAAACUGUUAGGAUGGUCUAAAAGGGAGAAAACUUCCAAGAAACGUCAGACAUUUCAAGAUUUCAGCUGCUCAAUAUGUGGUAAAUUGUUUACUAGAAAGCCAAACAUGGUAGCACAUAUGAGAAUCCAUAGCGGAGAAAAACCCUUUAGUUGCUCAGUUUGCAAUAAAGCAUUCACUUUAAAAGAUGGUAUGGUAAAACACAUGAAAACACACACGGGAGAAAAACCCUUUAGUUGCUCACUAUGUAGUAAAACGUUCUUUGUUAAGCAAAGCUUGAGAACACACAUGACAAAACACACCGGGGAAAAACCAUUUAGUUGUUCAACUUGUGGUAAAACAUUCUUUCUAAAGUCAAGCAUGGAUUUGCAUAUGAUAUCCCAUACAGGAGAAAAACCUUUUGUUUGCUCGUUGUGUAGUCGAACUUUCAAACAAAAGGCACAUCUGGAAUCUCACAUGAGAACACACAACGGAAACAAGCCAUUCCUUUGCUCAGUUUGUGGUUCCGCAUUUUCUCGAAAAGACUAUAUGAAAUCACACAUGAGGAUACAUACGGGAGAAAAGCUCUUUAGUUGCUCAGUUUGUGGCAAAACAUUUAUUUUUAGUCAAAGCUUAAGAGCACACAUUAUGACACACACGGAGGAAAAACGUUUUGUUUGUUCAGUAUGUAGUAAGACAUUCAAACAAAGGUCAUAUUUGAACUCACAUAUGAGAAUACACACAGGAGAAAAACCUUUUAGAUGUUCCGUUUGUGACAACAGCUAUGCGCAUCGAAGAAGUUUAUCUGUACACUUGAGGACUCAUGACAAAGAUGGAGAUCAUGUCUUACAGUAGUGUACUGCAAUAUUGCAGCAUCUAAAACAGACCAUGUGUUUUUUGUAUUAGAUGUCUUGAGAGAUGUUAUUGUUUGAGCAAACAUUGGGUGUUUGGUAUAAAAAAAAAAGCUUAUGGUAAAACAUCCGUGAUAAUUUUCUACCUUGUAUACAUGUUUCAUGAAUACAACAUUAAAAGUACAG